This is a messenger RNA of Drosophila obscura, 776 nucleotides long. RefSeq names its product oocyte zinc finger protein XlCOF19-like. The record is from RefSeq and is a predicted model, not a curated record. Gene Ontology annotation, cellular component: nucleus. Gene Ontology annotation, molecular function: RNA polymerase II cis-regulatory region sequence-specific DNA binding; DNA-binding transcription factor activity; zinc ion binding. Gene Ontology annotation, biological process: regulation of transcription by RNA polymerase II. Lineage: Eukaryota; Metazoa; Arthropoda; Insecta; Diptera; Drosophilidae. Bases 67 to 714 code for a protein of 215 amino acids. The transcript has 2 exons.
UAUUUAAUUUAAACGAAACUUGGAGCAGCCGCUCGAUUUGGUUGUUUGUGAAUUGUUUCCAAAACAAUGGAGGAAACAUGUAGAGUUUGCAUGGCAAAGUCCGGAGCAUUCACAAACACAUUCGACGAGGGGCAGAACAGGGAAACUUGCAGUGCUGACAUGAUAGCUCAGGCUAUCGGGUACGUGUUGGGGCGAGGCGAUUCACUGCCAGAACACAUCUGCCCACCUUGCCUGGAGGAUGCAGUGAGUGCAUUCAACCUGUUGGAGGAGGAGGCGGAUAAAGAGGAAGACCUCCGUCGUAAUCUCGUACACGAGCAGAUCCGUACGCAGACAGGAGAGCGGCCAUUCCAAUGCACUCAGUGCUCGAAGUCUUUCGCUCGCAGCAAGUCUCUCGAGCGUCACAUCGGGACGCACUCGGGGGAGCGACCCUACGCAUGCUUCCAGUGCUCGUCUUCGUUUUACCGAAAAUCCGAUCUCAAGAUGCACACUCGUGUACACACUGGCGAGCGCCCAUACAAGUGCGAGCACUGCCUGAGGUGCUUUGCCCGACCCUGUGUUCUCCGGGAGCACAUCCGCACGCACACGGGAGAACGACCAUACAAGUGCACUCGCUGCCCGAAGUCUUUCUCUCACCGCGGAUCGUUCCGGCUGCACAACAGGAGGCACCACACACAGGCGACCAGCCAUGCCCCGGCUAGCCCUUCUGCUUCGUAGUGUUUGUCAAUUAUUGUCAACAUAACUACUUAUGAAAAUAUACUCGCCACACCAGAAGUAUU